AGAUCUGUCUGUUGACGCGGGGUAGAAGAACAGCCAGCGUCAGAGCAGACACCUACUGCCGUCUGUACUCUCUGUCUGUGGACAACUUCAACGAGGUCCUGGAAGAGUACCCCAUGAUGAGACGGGCCUUCGAGACCGUGGCUCUGGACCGGCUGGACCGCAUAGGGAAGAAGAACUCCCUCCUGCAGCACAAGGUGCAGCAUGACCUGAGCUCCGGCGUUCUCAACUACCAGGAGAACGAGAUCAUCCAGCAGAUUGUGCAGCAUGACAGAGACAUGGCCACCUGCGCCCACCUCCUCCAGAACAUUCCUCGACCUCAGCCCCCAUCUCCGGGGCACACCCCCGUCAUCUGGGCUCCCCUCAUCCAGGCACCCCUGCAGGCUGCUGCCGCCACCACCUCUGUGGCCAUCGCUUUGACGCACCACCCCCACCUCCCACACCUCCCCGCCGCGCUCUUCCGCCCGCCGGUCACAGUCCUGGGCUCCAGGAACCUCCAGGACCCUCCCCCCGGCCGGCUGAAGAAGUUCCACACGUCGGCUCCCACCUCCUUCAUGGGGCCUGAAUCCCCCUCCAGCACCCCGUCUAAACUGCACUGCUCUGGGAUGGACACAGCCCUGCUGGCCUCCUUCCGGGCCCACCACACGACUCAGGGUUCAGGGGCAGCCAGCUCCAGUCAGCAGGCGUCCAGCAGCAGUGGAACCCAGCCUGGGCCUACCGGGGCCUCCGCCUUUCCCUUUGGGCCUUUCUCCUCCUCCGGGGGCUCUCCCUCCCACAGCACGGCACAGAGCACGGCCCAGCUCCACUCACAGCCUCAGACGCAGCAGCCAUUCCGCUGCACCACCCCGCCUCUCGCUGCCCUCUUCCAGCAGGGAGCCAUGGGGGGAGCAGGGAUGGGUGGAGCAACAGGGGGAGCUACUGGGGGGGCUACAGGUUGGUCUUCAGGAGGCGCUACCGGAGGUGAAAUAGGAGGGGCUGAUGAGGGGGCCACGGGUGGGACAAUAAGAAGUGCCACUGGUUGGGGUAGACGUGGAUCUAUAGAAGGAUAUACUACUGGAGGGCAUAUAGGAAGAGCCACUGGGGGGUACUCAGGAGGGGUUAGUGGUGGGCACAUUAGAGGAACUAGUGGAGGCCAUAUAGGAGCUACUGGUGGAGCAAUGGGAGGGGCAGCUGGAGGGCAUAUAGGAGGGGCAAUGGGAGGGGCUAUAGGUGGAAUGACAAUUGGAGUUCUGGGUACCUCUAGUUCUGGUUGUAGUAUCAGCCCCCAGUCCACUGGUUCAUCCGGCAACAUUCAGCCCUGUCAACUGCUCCACAGCCAGCUGCCCCUAAAGCCUCCACAGGUGGGCUCCCUGCAGCAGUUUGCAGGCGGGGGCAGGACUCCGAGUGGGUUCUACCACUCCCCCCCUCCAGGCUCCCCAUCCUCCUCCUCCACCCAGCAGGCCCCAGAGGGCUCCCCGUCUCCCCUAGCCCAGUUCAGCCUUCCAGGCUUACAGUCUGGACUUCAGUCUGGCCUCCAGUCUGGCCUGGUCCCUCAGCUGUCCCUGGAGAGGUCUGCCCUGGCCUCGUUGGCCCAGUAUGGCUCAGCUAACGGCUCGCCCUGCUACACCCCUCUGGGGCCUAGCCCCACGGUCCAAAGCCCAGUCACAGGAAGGACUUUCCACUACAGUGACUCGUCCAGUGCCACAGGGUCCCACAGCUCUCUGCUCAUGGCCCAGACCUCCCUCCCCAGCCAGCAGCACGCAGCCGGCAGUGAGUCUCUGCUGGGGCUGGGCAGCUUCUCUGAGGAUAUGAAACUAUUGUCCUGUUCUAACCCCUCCCUGCCCCAGGAUGUGGCCCAGGCCAUGGGAUACUCCUCACUCCCACGUUCCUCACCCUCUCGCAGCUCACCCCCACGCUCCUCACCCCCACGCUCCUCCAUGGAGCCAGGAUACUGCCUCUCCUCGCCCUACUCCUCCCCCAUCCUAGUGCCCAAACCCUGUAGCUCGGUGUCAGGACACAUGGCUCCUCCUGUCCCUGCCCAGAUGUCUCCAGGACACCUGCAGCACCAGACUCAGUCCCCCGUGGCCUCCCCGGCCCUGCCGCCACGGAAAGGCUCGGCAGCCCACUCUGAACUAGAACCUGUCCACUCCAAACUAACCUCCAAUUUGUGA
This is a messenger RNA of Salvelinus namaycush (lake trout), 2147 nucleotides long. Its product is annotated as potassium/sodium hyperpolarization-activated cyclic nucleotide-gated channel 4-like. The record is from RefSeq and is a predicted model, not a curated record. Lineage: Eukaryota; Metazoa; Chordata; Actinopteri; Salmoniformes; Salmonidae. The annotation marks the transcript as partial. The transcript has 2 exons.